Messenger RNA from Mytilus trossulus (common blue mussel), 3530 nucleotides. RefSeq lists its product as uncharacterized. The transcript is spliced from 13 exons. NCBI's taxonomy places the organism in Eukaryota, Metazoa, Mollusca, Bivalvia, Mytilida, Mytilidae. The coding region runs from base 41 to 3211 and encodes 1056 amino acids. The record is from RefSeq and is a predicted model, not a curated record.
AUGUGUGCACCUUGUUGAGAAAUAACCAGAAAACAGUGAGAUGAAUUGUAGUUUAAGUUGUAUUGACACAUCUGUGUGUUGUAGUAGUUCUUAUGAAAGCCUCUGUGACAUAGAUAGGGAAAUAUCAGACAUAGUAUUGUCAGAAGUUGGUCUGCUUUUCUGUCAGAGAACCAAAAACUUUUCAGUCUGUAAUGUUCAUUUGGAGAAAAUCUUGAUUAAAAACCGGUCUAAGAAUAAAUCUGUUCGAUGUGCUAUUCCAACACUACUUUCACACCAUAAGAAGACAGCUCCACGGGCGGAGAGAAAUAUUACAAAGGAUGCCAUGUUGAAGAUUCACAGCAGUACUGGCAUUGUACUGGCUAUUGGAACCCCUAUCUGUUCAAACUGCAGAAAACACUUGUCAUCAGGCAAACCAGAUGCACAUCUUGAGGUUUCAGAGCCAAGUGAGGAAAUCUCUGUAGAGACAUUAUCAGAGAUUGACAAUAACACAAAUUUAGCUUUAAACAUUGAUGGAGAGAAAAGAGAAGACAAAUGCUACAGUUCUGAUUCAUGUACAAAACUUUGGAAUGAUCACCAACAGGAAACAGUAACAGAUGGAGAGAGUCAAACAGAGAGUGAAAGUAUGUGCUUAGAGACAGGUGACAGCCAAUAUUCAGAGGCAUCAGUUUGUGUGAUGGACAAGUUACAGAAGCUGAAUUCCUUCCUGGCCAUAUCAGAUGUGUCACCUGUGAAAGAAAAAUUGAUUCCAUUAUCAUCAUCUACAGAUAAAACCAAGCAGAGAUGCCUGUCAAAAGCUCUACAAUGUAUGUCAGCCAUUUGUGAAACCAUCUGCCCUGGUGAGGGAGACUCUUUAAAAGAUUUGUUGUUCAAGUCUGUGUUUUCAGCACAUACACCUGAAAAGUCCUCUACACAUGAUCAAACAGCACUUAUAUUGAAGGACAUAUAUAUUUCAGCAGAAACAUGGUCAUUAAGAAGGCAAAUCCUAUCAGUUUUAUCCAGAAAUUAUAGCUUUAAUGAGGUCAGAGAGAUGAUACCGGAUCUGACAAAGUACCGAUUUUAUGCUGCCAAACUGCACAGUGAUGAAGUAGGCUGUGGUCUCCCUGUGUCCAAAGAAAGACUAACGAGAAACAAGAUAGACAUAGCAGAGUUGGAACACUUUAUAGAUUUCAUUAUCAGUUCAGAUGUUGUUAAAGAUCUACCUUUUGGUAUGAAAACUAUGAAGCUUACAACUGGAGAAAUAGUCGCUGUGCCGAAUUUGAUUCGAAGUCUUGCACCUUCAUCUCUUGUAAAUCAGUACAUUCAGUAUUGUGAAUCAGAAAAUGUUGGUCAUUUAGGAAGAAGUACAAUGUAUAAGAUCCUUAAUGACUGUUCUGCCUCAGUAAGGAAAUGUGUUGAGGGACUUGACUAUUACAUCGCAGAGGGUGGAAAGGCAUUUCAAGAUCUUGAAACCAUCAUAGAAAAACUCUGCACAUCCAGUGAAAAGAAGAAAGAACUGAAAUCCAAAUUGCUAAAUGGGAAGCGAUAUAUCAAAUCAGAUUUCAAGGUACAUAUCCAAAAAGAGAAUGCUGUUCCAGAUCAUUGCCAAAUGUUUGCACUAAGUGAUAGUGAAAAGUGCUUCUCCCAAAGUUGUAACACCCAGCAUACACACAGUUGUGAACAGUGUAUUGACUUGACAGACUUUUUAGCUGAAAUAAGUACUCUAACACAGAAUGGUACAUGGGACAAUAAAGAUUCCAUUGUAUUCCAGGUUGAAAAUGCUGUAGAAGCUAUAAAAGAUUGGAAAAGUCAUGCUAUGAGAGCUAGGAAUCAAGAAGGUGCAAAACAAGAUCUGCUAAAGAAUUUAAAUGAAAAUCAAGCACUAAUCACAUGUGACUGGGCGAUGAAAUUUCUUCCACGCAAAUUUAGAGAAGGUCAGAGUGACUGGUUCGCCAAACGUGGAAUCAACUGGCACAUUUCAGUAACAUUAUACAAACAAGGGGAAGAACUAAAGACAAUUACACAUGUACACAUUUUUUCAUCCCAGAUAUCUCAAGAUGGUUCUGUUACUGCUUCUGUGUUGUGUGAUGUAGUCCAUGACCUGAGAAAACAACUACCAAAUAUACAGGAGGUAAACUUCUUCUCAGAUAAUGCAGGAUGUUAUAAGAACACAAUGAUGAUGGUAGCACUUAAAGAUGAACUAGGAGAUAAGUUGAAAACAUACAAUUUCAGUGAAGCACAGGAUGGCAAAGGUCCAUGUGACCGCAGAGCUUCACAUAUCAAGGCAUGUGUUAGAAGAUACAUUAAUGAGGGACAUGAUGUCACAUCUGCAGAGGAGAUGAAAAAGGCUAUAGAUGUUAAACAGAAAGGAUCAUUUAGGGUUAGAGUUGUUGACAUUGUUACUAAUUUGGAUGCAGAGAAGUCACAGAUUAAACCAAUUACUGGAAUUACUCAAUUGCAUAAUUUUUCAUUUGAUGUCAAUGGAAUAACAGUUUGGAAGGCAUAUGGAAUAGGAGAAGGAAAGCGGAUAGCAUGGGAAAACAUCGGAACCACAGAGCAAAGAACCAAUCUGUUGGUUAAAGUUGAUUGGACAAUUACAGCUCCUCAGUUGUUGGAAGUAGAAGUUAUGGCACAAGAAGAAGAACUUGUAGAACCAAACCCCAAAAAACAAAAGAAGAACUCCAUCAAUCAGCCAUAUGAUUGCCCAAAAGAUGGCUGCACAAGAGCUUUUAAAACUCAAUGUGCACUGGAGCAACACAUCAUUGUUGGUAAUUGUGAUUAUCACAAUGAAAAAACAACUGAAGAUAAAGCCAAGUCAAUGUAUGGACAAAAAGUUAAUUCUUUGUUUCACGGAACAAGGGUUCAACUGGAUUGUAACUUUAAUGACUGCCGAACCUCAGAAUCAGUAAAGGGAUGGGCACUGAAAGGUAAAAAGAAAAGAACAGUUUUUACUCAAUCUCAAGUGAAUUACAUGAAGGAGAAGUUUGAUAUUGGGAAGGUAUCAGGUAGAAAAGUCGAUCCCUUUCAAGCAGCUGAUGAGAUGAGACAGCUGCAAGAAGAGGGGAAAUAUGUUUUUUCAAGGAAGGAAUAUUUAACUGGGCAGCAGAUUACAGCAUAUUUUUCAAGGUUGGCACUCAAAGACCGAAAGACCGACCUUGAUGAUUUCAGAUCUGCCGAAGAGGAAAAUAAUAAAAGAUGCCUUAAACAGGAGAUUUUGGACAGUGUUUCUUUAUAACUUUGAUUAAACAGUGUCUUCCAUAAAUUGAGCUCAAUUAUCUAGUAUCACAAUUUUUUGAAUAAUAUAUUUAUAGAUAAUUCAGUUUUAAUAUAUGUGUACUUUUAUGGUUUUUUUGUUAAUUCUAGUACGAACAAAACCCUUAUCUCAUUUAUCAAGGCAAAAACUUGAACUUUGCAAAUUUGACCUUGACAGUUUAAAGUUGUCCUGAAAGUGCAAUUGGAACCUUUUUUUUAACAUCAAAAGGACAUAUCCUUAUUCACUGACUAGCUUGAUUAAAAAUUGCAAUUCAAGAAGAUCUGUUACUCUUCUAGACCAA